ACUUUGUAGGCUUCUGUCUCUGGUCUAUUUCCACAUACGCUAGUUUAUUUUUGACCUUGUUGAAUAUGCCGGCUUACGUAGCCAUCCCCAAAGUCACAUCACACUCCCUACAAACCAACCACCUUAAAUUAAACCCCUUUUCUCAUUAUCCUCCUUGCUCAUAUUUGCAGAGACACCCCAUCAUUCCAUUUAUAAUUUUCCUCCUUCCCAAACAACCCAGAGAAUCUCAAGCUCAAAAUCUAGUCUUCCAUACCUCAAUACCUGAAAAGGUUAAAAUCCCAUUUCUUGUUUUUGAAUUCUAAUUCUCCUCCUUCCCAAAACCACCCAAUGAAUCUCAAGCUCAAAAUCUAGUCUUUCAUACCUUAACACCUUCAUAACUUAGAACCCCAUUUCUUGUUUUUGAAUUCUGGUUUGGUGUUAGAUAGAAGAAGAUAGAGUUGGCCCAAUAUGGUUUUGGCUACUCUAUUUUCCUACUUAUUCAUCUUCAUAGCUUUGGCUUUGGUUCUUAGAUUAUUAUCAAAAACUUCUCUGGUUUUGAUUCUGGUUAGGACAUGGCAAUCAUUCAUAGACCAUUUUCACGUGUACCAACUGUACAAAGUUCCACAGUACAAUGACCAUUUCCAAGAAAACCAACUAUAUUGUCAGAUUUCUACGUACCUGAACUCGCUUCCUUCUGUUGAGGACUCUGACUCCACCAACCUCUUCUCCGGUUCCAAAUCAAACGACAUCUUCUUCCACCUUGACGCCACCCAAUCGAUUCGAGAUACGUUCCUCGGCGCCAGAAUUUGCUGGACCAACCAGAAGUCGGAAACUGAUGGAAUCAGGUCGUUCGUCCUGAAAAUCAAGAAAAACGACAAGAAAAGAGUCUUCCGUCAGUAUUUCCAGCACAUUCUCUCAAUUUCCGACGAAAUUGGGCAGAGGAAGAAGGAGGUUAAGCUUCACCUGAAUCUCUCCGGCGAAAACGAACGGUGGAGAUCAAUUCCUUUCACGCACCCGGCCAGUUUCGAAACCGUCGUCCUUGACGCGGACUUAAAGACGAAAAUCAAAUCCGACCUAGAAUUGUUCCUCAAAUCCAAGCAGUACUACCACAGACUAGGUCGCGUUUGGAAACGAAGUUAUUUACUAUAUGGAGCUUCCGGUACCGGAAAAACGAGCUUCAUCGCCGCCAUGGCUAGGUUCCUCUGCUACGACGUGUACGACAUUGACAUGUCCAAAGUUUCCGACGACUCCGACUUGAAGACGCUACUUCUCCAAACGACUCCGAAGUCGCUGAUUGUCGUCGAAGAUCUCGACCGAUUUUUGACCGGGAAACACACCGCCGGCGGAGUAAGCUUAUCGGGACUACUAAACUUCAUGGACGGGAUCAUCUCCUGCUGCGGCGAAGAACGAAUGUUGGUAUUCACCAUGAACAGCAAAGACCACGUCGAUCAAGCGGUGAUGAGACCAGGUCGAAUAGACGUUCACAUCCAUUUUCCUCUCUGCGAUUUCUCAGCCUUCAAAGGUUUAGCAAGUAGUUACCUAGGGUUGAAGGAGCACAAGCUGUUCCCUCAGGUGGAAGAAAUUUUCCAGACCGGAGCGAGUCUCAGCCCGGCGGAGAUCGGUGAGUUGAUGAUCUCGAACCGGACGUCACCGAGCCGGGCUCUGAAAUCGGUCAUUUCGGCUCUGCAAAGCAGCGGACCCGGUUCGACCGGAGCGAGUAAUAAAAUGCUUCCGCCGCAACAUAGGCUGAGCAACAGCGGUUCGGGACGGGCCGGCGACGAGUCGGCUGAACCGGCGUCGGUAUUUAGCCGGGAGAGUAUUCAGGUUAGCGAGUUUAAGAAACUGUAUGGGCUUUUGAGAUUGGGCAGUAGAAGGAAAGAAGAGCCCACAGUCGAUUUGGGCUUGGGCUUGGGCCUGGUUGACAAUAAAGAAGGCUCACGUCACGAAAAGUAGUUUUUUUUUUUUUUUCUUCAUUAAAUAUUUUUUGGUUUUGUAAUUAUUUUUGUUUCACUACUUUUAAUUUUCUUUUACGAUUAUUUUCUUUACAAUGUAGAAAUAAGUUAAUGAAUUAUUACAUGGGGUUAACUUAGCUCCCAGUUGGUCCA
This is a messenger RNA of Humulus lupulus (European hop), 2084 nucleotides long. Its product is annotated as AAA-ATPase At2g46620-like. The transcript has a single exon. The record is from RefSeq and is a predicted model, not a curated record. Bases 448 to 1932 code for a protein of 494 amino acids. Gene Ontology annotation, molecular function: ATP hydrolysis activity; ATP binding. Lineage: Eukaryota; Viridiplantae; Streptophyta; Magnoliopsida; Rosales; Cannabaceae.